Polypterus senegalus (gray bichir) is the source of this 2643-nucleotide messenger RNA. Its product is annotated as extracellular calcium-sensing receptor-like. Gene Ontology annotation, molecular function: G protein-coupled receptor activity. The record is from RefSeq and is a predicted model, not a curated record. The transcript has 7 exons. Gene Ontology annotation, biological process: G protein-coupled receptor signaling pathway. Lineage: Eukaryota; Metazoa; Chordata; Cladistia; Polypteriformes; Polypteridae. Bases 1 to 2643 code for a protein of 880 amino acids. Gene Ontology annotation, cellular component: membrane.
AUGACCACGCUGUAUGAGUAUGAAAUUCUAAGAAUCAUAAACAGGACACAGCCAAGUAUUGACACAAUAAAGAGGAGACAGCUUAACACCAUGGAAAUGAUUAUCAUUGCAGCUCUGCUACUAUUUUUAAGCAUAAUGGCAGAGGAGAAUAUAUGCCAGAUACAAGGGAAACCAGAUUUUCCACUGUUUUCAAAAGAUGGCGAUGUAAUAAUAGGUGGCAUUUUUUCCUUACAUACAUCCUUUAUUCCUAUAAAGUCCUCUUUUAAUGCAGUUCCAGGGUCUUUGCAAUGCAAAAGUUUAAACUUUAGGGAGUUUCAAUUUGCAAAAACAGUCAUCUUUGCCAUUAAUGAAAUAAAUAAUAAUACAAAGAUCAUUCCUAACUUUAAACUGGGCUAUAAGAUAUAUGACUCCUGUGGGUCAGUUCUGCAGUCUACAAGAGCAGCAAUGGCUUUAGCAAACGGACAGAAAGGGUUUUUCUCUGAUGAAUCCUGCACCAAGCACUCUGUUCAUGCAAUAGUAGCACAAUCUUCUUCUUCCCAAACUAUUGCAGUGGCUUCAGCUAUUGGACCCUUUGGAACACCUGUGAUCAGUCACCUUGCGACAUGUGCAUGUCUCAGCAACAGACAUGAGUUUCCUACUUUUUUUCGAACUGUUCCUAGUGAUUAUUAUCAAAGUAAAGCACUUGUUCAGCUUGUUAAAUACUUUGGUUGGACUUGGGUUGGAGCAAUCAGAAGUGACUCAGAUUAUGGCAAUUUUGGAAUGGCAGCAUUUGCUCAAGAGGCCCAAAUGGAAGGGAUUUGCAUUGAAUACUCAGAAGCAUUUUUUAGAACUGAUCCUAGAGAGAAAAUCCUUAAAAUUGUGAACCUAAUCAAAAAGUCGACUUCUAAAGUUAUUGUUGCUUUUCUGGCUCAUGGAGAGGCAUUGACUGUGUUGCCAGAACUGCUGCAGGAGAAUGUGACAGGACUCCAGUGGAUUGGCAGCGAAUCAUGGAUUGCUGAUAAAUAUCUUGGAUUUCAUGAGGUCCUAGGUGGAGCACUUGGAUUUGUAACAGGAAAUGCUAAAAUCGCUGGUCUCAAAGAGUUUUUGUUAAAUGUCCAUCUUUCUGAUGACCCAGGAAACGGUUUUGUAAAGGAGUUCUGGGAAACAGUAUUCAACUGUAGUGUCUCAAGUAAAAGUAAGACUGAUCUCAACUCCUGCAAGGGCUCUGAGAGUUUAAUUAAUAUUGAUAAUCAGUAUACUGAUGUAUCAGAGCUGAGAAUUUCCAAUAAUGUUUACAAAGCAGUUUAUGCCAUAGCUUGGUCUCUGCAUAAUCUAGUCUCUUGUGAAAAUAAUGGAAGACUGCAAGCCAAUGUGACUUGCUCAACGAAGAUGCAAAUUGAGCCACAGCAGUUACUUCAUGAAUUAAAAAAUGUAAAUUUUACAUCAUCAAAUGGAGAGAGGGUCUACUUUGAUGAGAAUGGAGACCCUGCUGCAAGGUACGAGUUAGUUAAUUGGCAGCUGAAUAAACAGGGAUUAAUUGAGCUUGUUACAGUCGGACUAUAUGAUGCCUCCUUAUCAGCAAGACAGCAGUUGACCCUGGGUGACACCAACAUCAUCUGGUCAAGUGGAAGUAACAAAGUUCCUAAAUCAGUUUGCAGUGAAGAGUGUCCACCAGGAACUCGGAAAGCUGCUCAGAAAAGACGGCCUGUCUGCUGCUUUGACUGUAUAUUAUGUGCUGAAGGAGAAAUCAGCAAUGAAACAAAUUCUGCAGAUUGCUUAAAAUGUCCUCCCGAAUAUUGGCCCAAUGAGGGAAGAGAUCAGUGCAUCUUGAAAAAAACAGAAUUCCUCUCUCUGGAGGAGACAAUGGGAUUGUUGCUUGCGACUUUUGCAUUGGUGGGUACUGCCAUAACCAUAUCUGUGGCAGCAAUCUUUUUUUAUUUCAGAGAUACACCCGUGGUGAAAGCAAAUAAUUCAGAACUAAGUUUUCUGCUUCUCUUUUCCUUGACUCUAUGCUUUCUUUGCUCUCUUACUUUCAUUGGCCAACCCUCGGAUUGGUCCUGUAUGUUGCGCCACACAACAUUUGGAAUAACAUUUGUCAUGUGCAUUUCUUGUGUCCUGGGAAAAACAAUUGUGGUGAUAAUGGCCUUCACUGCCACACUGCCGGGCAGCAAUGUUAUGAAAUGGUUUGGGCCUGUACAACAACGGCUCACUGUUUCUGUUUCCACAUUAAUACAAGUGUGCAUUUGUGCAGUUUGGUUGAUGAUUUCACCUCCUUUUUCCUCAAAGAACUCAAUCUACUACAAAGACAAAAUCAUUCUUGAGUGCAAUCCAGGAUCUGUAGCAGCUUUUUAUAUUGUUUUGGGAUACAUUGGAAUUCUUUCUAUUCUUUGCUUUUUUCUAGCAUUUUUGGCUCGUAAACUGCCAGAUAAUUUCAAUGAAGCAAAAUUUAUCACUUUUAGUAUGCUAAUAUUCUGUGCUGUAUGGAUCACUUUUAUUCCAGUAUAUAUCAGUUCUCCAGGAAGAUUUACUGUAACUAUAGAAAUAUUUGCAAUUUUGUGUUCAAGCUAUGGGUUACUUUUCUGCAUUUUUGUUCCCAAAUGUUACAUUAUAUUGUUGAAACCAGAGAAAAAUACAAGAAAACUGUUAAUGGGUAAACGGCAUUGA